CCUUCUCACACACUGAUGCUGUUCUUUCCUGUCCAGUUUACGAAUAAUUUCUGCAUAUGUCAGCAGCAUUUUGCGGAUCGCCACAGUUUGUCCCGUGUUGUUGCGCUAGUUUCACGAUCAUUCUACUGUGCAAGGUUUGAGAUAAGUUGACAUAAUCUUACUGCCAAAUCAAUCCCAAAAUCGUGCCUCCUGUAACCAAUGGAUCUUCAGAUUUGUUCGGCCUGCAGCAGCCCUACCCCGGUGGGCUCGUCCAUCAGACUCAAGACCUGCCAGCAUUCGUUCUGUGUACUCUGUCUAAAAUAUGCACUCAUAUUUGGCGGAGCACCCGAUCUUCAGUGUCCCUAUCCGCAGGGCACCUUCGAGUGUGGGUCCAAACCUAACGAAGCCGAGGUGCAGUACAUUUUGGAGUACGACGAAGAUGGGCGCCAAGACGGUGGUGAAAAUGGUGGAAAUAUGGUUGCAAUUGGGGCGUUGGAGAACGCGUUGGAUCGGGUCUUGUCUAUUGAUUUGGACGAGUUUCCGGGAGAAGUAACGGAGGAAUUACCCAGAGUGAAUCUGCUGAAUUUGAACGGAGUGGAUGAUACUAAGGGUGUUUCUGAGGUGGAAUCAAAUGGUGCCGAGAGUGCUUUGGAAAGUUCUGAAGAAAAACUUGCAGACGACGAAGAAGAUUUCUUUCUCGACCUUAACAGUUUAUAUGGUAAUGUCGACAUUAAAUUGUCAUCAUCUGGUUCAGAUCAACUCGUAGGGACUGGUGAAACGUCGAAAACUGUAAUGAACUUUUUACCAGAUUGUGGUUCAGAUAUGCUUCAAGGUUCAUUCAUUGAUUCCGCAUUUAAUGAUGUUAUCAUAACCGAAUCAGAUUUUUCAACGCCUGAAGAAAUUCCUUUUAUUAACAGAGAAUCAGAUGAAACUAUCCAAGCAUCAAUAGAAUCAAAGUUUGAUUUCAAUGAUGGCGAACGACCUACUCAAUCCAUUGAAGGUUCGGAAACGGUUUGUUCAGAACAGGAACCCUCGGAAUUGAUGAAGUCGUCAGAAGAAUCACAAGCAUCUAGAUCGGACAUUGGCAAUAACGCGGGGGAAGUCAUACUACCACCACAUAUUGAAGCUGCAAUUCCAUUAACGCUUGAAACAAAAUUUGCUGGGGAACCAUCAACCAUCGUAAAGGACGUUUCCAAAGGAGCCAUACCCAAAGUUAGAAAAGCGUUGGGCCAAGACUCUAACGAUUCGAGCAAUGAAACUCAACCUUCGGAAGAUCAAGAUCUAGCUUUGGCUAUGAAACUUCAGGAGGAGGAAUCCAAAAUUGACAUGGAUCUACUGUUGGCCGUCUCCGAUGCCAACCUUCCACCCAACAUGGAACCCUUCGAGUGUCCGGUAUGCUACGGCCAGUUCAAACCCUACGAAGGUGUUACGUUGGCGUUCUGUUUCCAUUCGUUUUGCAAACCAUGUCUGGCGGAAUCUGUGAAGCACUCGGACGAGUUGGAGAUCACCUGUCCGGCCCUGGUGGAUGGAGAUGUGAAAUGCAGUGCAAUCGUGCAGGACGGUGCCAUUCGGGAUUUGCUUACGGAGGAGGACUUUGGGCGGUUCCAGGAUAGGUGCCUGCAGACUGCUGAGGCCGUCAUUCCGAAUACUUUCCACUGUCUGACGCCAAACUGCCGCGGUUGGGUAGAGCUGAUAGGGGAGGUUGAGUUUUUCGAUUGCUCAAUUUGCUUGGUGCAAAAUUGUGUUUCGUGCAAGGCAAUUCACGGCAACCAAAGCUGCCAGGAUUACCGGGCGAAUAUUCGACGCAAGGAUGACGAUGUCAAGUCGGAGGCUACGUUGAAAACCAUGGUUGAAACCCGCGAGGGAAUGCGCUGCCCCAAGUGUGGUGUGAUGAUUACCAAAAUUGCCGGCUGCGAUUUCAUGACUUGUACGACGUGCAAGACCGGGAUAUGCUGGCCAACGCGUGGCCCACGCUGGGGUCCUGCCGGUCAGGGUGAUAUCAGUGGUGGCUGCCGGUGCAAGGUCGACAAUGGCAGGAGGUGCCACCCGGAGUGCGAGGGGUGUCACUAGGAAAAGGGCAGUGGAAACAAGUAAAAUCGAUCGAUCGAUUAUUGUUCUUAGAAAGUUAAGUACCCUCUUACUUACCAUUCGAUCAAAAUUAUGAACAGAUAUAUUAAGAUUUAUCAUUUGAA
Messenger RNA from Culex pipiens pallens (northern house mosquito), 2171 nucleotides. RefSeq lists its product as uncharacterized. The record is from RefSeq and is a predicted model, not a curated record. Lineage: Eukaryota; Metazoa; Arthropoda; Insecta; Diptera; Culicidae. The coding region runs from base 199 to 2049 and encodes 616 amino acids. Gene Ontology annotation, cellular component: LUBAC complex. Gene Ontology annotation, biological process: protein linear polyubiquitination; proteasome-mediated ubiquitin-dependent protein catabolic process. The transcript has 3 exons. Gene Ontology annotation, molecular function: ubiquitin binding; ubiquitin-protein transferase activity.